UCCCCCGCCCAAGUAAUUUUUCUCUUCCUCCUUUUCCCCUCACCAUCAGGUCAGAUCAGAUAUCCCCCAGAAAAAGUCCUUGAAUCUCAGACUUUUCGGGCAGCAUUUUCCGGGGAAAGUAGAUUUCGCACUCCUGCAAGGAAGACUUUUUUGGAGUCCUAUCUCUCUCUCUCCUCGUUUUUCUUUAUAGCUUUUUUCUGCCUUUUUAUUCUUUCUGGGUGAAUCCCACUUUUGUUGCUCUUGCUUGCGAGUUCUUGUACAGUGCAUGGGGAAGGGGAUAGGAACGAACAACCCAACCCCCCCACCACUUCCCUCUUCACGUGCGCAGCUUCAGCAUAUCAUGUGACCAUCCGUCUUCCCUCUUCCGUCUGACUCUCUUUGACCUCCCUUCUCCCCCCUUCUCUCUGUCUCUCUCUUCCCCCUCACUGUUCACACCUUUUAGACAGUACCCGUCACUCCCCCUCUCUCCCUCUCUCUCUCUCUCUCUCUCCCUCUCUAUCUCUCUCUUACUGGGACACCUUACUCUUCAAAACCAGGAAAUACUCUUUCUCUCUCUGCAAAAAGGAAGUGGGUUGAAUCUCCUUCUAUGUGAGAGCACUCAACCAUGGGCUGUAUUCAGUCCAAGACCGCCCAUCUUCCGUCACCGGACCAAGAACCCUCUCAAGCUGACCCCAAACCAGAUCCAGCAAAUGGAGAGCAAGUGGACCAGGACCAAGUUCCUGCAUUCAAAGAGUUUCCGCUCGCCGACCUCCGAGCCGCCACAAAUGGGUUUAGCAGUGAAUUGAUUGUCUCAGAAUGUGGAGAGAAGGCCCCCAACGUUGUUUACAGAGGGAAGCUCCGGAACAACUGUUUGGUCGCCAUUAAGCGUUUCUCCAAACAAUCUUGGCCUGAUCCUCAACAAUUUGUGACAGAAGCAUCUGGGGUUGGCAAAGUCCGGCAUAAGAGGUUGGUGAAUUUAAUUGGGUGUUGUGCUGAAGGGGAUGAGCGCCUAUUGGUGGCAGAGUACAUGCCAAAUGAUACUCUAUCCAAGCAUCUGUUUCACUGGGAGAAGCAGCCAUUGCCUUGGGAGAUGCGGGUUAGAGUUGCUUACUAUAUUGCACAGGCACUUGACCAUUGCAAUACUGAAAACCGGAAGAUCUAUCAUGAUUUGAAUGCAUACAGAGUUCUCUUUGAUGAGGAUGGUGACCCUCGGUUAUCAAGUUUUGGCCUUAUGAAGAACAGCCGGGAUGGAAAAAGCUACAGUACAAAUUUGGCUUACACUCCACCAGAAUUUCUACGGACAGGAAGGGUCAUCCCUGAGAGUGUGAUUUAUAGUUAUGGGACUGUAUUGCUGGAUCUUUUGAGUGGCAAGCAUAUCCCUCCAAGCCAUGCGUUGGAUUUGAUAAGGGGUAAAAAUUCUUUAUUGUUAAUGGAUUCAUCCUUGGAAGGACAAUAUGUCAAUGAAGAUGCAUCUGAAUUGGUCGAGCUAGCCUCAAAAUGUCUGCAGUAUGAGGCCAGAGAUAGGCCUGACAUCAAGUUCCUCCUAUCAUCAGUUGCGCCCCUCCAGAAGCAGAAAGAGGUGGCUUCGCAUGUUCUUAUGCGAAUCACUAAAACUCCUGUAGUGCUUCCAACAAUGCUAUCACCGCUUGGGAAGGCAUGUGUUAGGAUGGACCUUACAGCUGUACAUGACAUUCUGCUUAAGACGGGUUAUAAGGAUGAAGAAGGUGCGGAAAAUGAGCUUUCGUUCCAAGAAUGGACACAGCAAGUACAAGACAUGUUGAACACAAAGAAGUUUGGGGAUAUUGCUUUUAGGGACAAAGAUUUCAAGAAUGCAAUUGAUUACUACUCAAAGUUGGUAUCGAUGAUGUCGGUCCCUUCUGGUACCGUUUUUGUGAGGCGGGCACUCUCGUAUUUGAUGAUUGACCAAGCAGAGCUUGCUCUGAGAGACGCGAUGCAGGCUCAGGUGUGCUUGCCCGAGUGGCCCACCGCCUUCUACAUGCAGGCUCUUGCCCUCUCGAAGCUCGGGAUGGAAACCGAUGCACAGGACAUGCUCAAUGAUGGCGCUUCCUUUGAGGCGAAGAAGCAGAACAGCUGGCGCGGUUAAUUAAUCCUGAUGUGCAGAGUCAUUCCUCUGCUCCAACUCAUGCUAUACAGCAAGGGGGGUCGGGAGACAGAGAUUCCUCUGGAAAGAUGCUCUAGGGGUUUGUUUCCGCUUUGUCGACUCAAUUUUCCUUCUCUCCUGGAUAUAGUUUCACUGAGAACGAGGUGCCUGAUGAUAGUAGAGAGUCGAGUAGCCAAGUUUCUAGUUAGGGCAACUUAAUGCUGUAUCAUGCUGAGAAAUCGGGUAGGAAGAGAUUAGCUUUGUCCCAUCACGUUCGAUUUGCUGUGUGUUGAGCUGAAUCUCUGCUGGCUGCAUAUCAUCUGUUGUGGCUUCUCGGCCUUCAUUUCAUCGAUCGUCCAAUUAUUAUGCAGGAUGAUCUUCAUUACAAUUUAAUGAAUGUUUCAGUCCUGGUAAAUGUUGUGAAUUUUCGCGUAAACGAGAAGUUUGUGACAGUGAUGUUGUGUC
Molecule: messenger RNA, 2545 nt
Organism: Eucalyptus grandis
Lineage: Eukaryota; Viridiplantae; Streptophyta; Magnoliopsida; Myrtales; Myrtaceae
Product: serine/threonine-protein kinase BSK2
Exons: 10
Coding region: 605-2083 (492 amino acids)
Biological process (GO): brassinosteroid mediated signaling pathway; protein phosphorylation
Molecular function (GO): ATP binding; protein kinase activity; protein binding
Source: RefSeq, a predicted model, not a curated record